Molecule: messenger RNA, 688 nt
Organism: Musa acuminata AAA Group (dessert banana)
Lineage: Eukaryota; Viridiplantae; Streptophyta; Magnoliopsida; Zingiberales; Musaceae
Exons: 1
Coding region: 136-639 (167 amino acids)
Source: RefSeq, a predicted model, not a curated record
UAGCGGUAGCGUUGUAGUGUUGCGUUUGAAGCCACGACGUGGUAAGCGUUCCACAACCUUCAGUCCUUUUCCAAAGCUAUCUCCCAAGUCCCUGUCGCCUUCUUCCUCGGUUGCCGCCGAUAAGACCUAUUAUCCAUGCAUCACCCCCACCACAACCAUCGAGGGCUGCAGCGCGCUGCACACGAACGUCGUGACAGAGACGGCGAGAUGCAGAUAAGGGCGGUAAGCGGGGACGAUGAAGGCAGGAAGAAGGUGGAGAGGGUGGAGGUGCCCAAAACCCGCCGCUCGGAGGCCGUGCGCUACAUAGAGAAGAAGCUGGUGGACAAGGGCAUCCAACGGAUGGAGCGCCACCCCGUCAACGGCCUCGGUAUCGGUCGCAGCCUGCCCAAGUCUGGUCACGACGGCAGGUACACCUGGGAGGGACUCGAAGACGUGGUGGAGAGCGAGGUCGACCCCGUGUCCCCAGCCAUCGACGAGAAGGACCCCAACUACGUCGAAGAAGGCCAGGGGGAUGCGAACCCCAGCGAGGUGGUUGUCGGAGAGGUGGAGGUGGCCAACAUGGCGGAAGCCAAGGAAGGAGUCUCUAGGAUUGAGGUUCUCCCGCCUCUCCAACCGAGCCAUGAUCCAUCCGCUCUUUAAUCUUCUUCUUCUUCUUCUUUUUCUUCCUUUGCUGUCCGAGUUUGCUGAG